AUGUAUAUAGGGGUACUAUCUGAUGAAAUUGAUGAUAAUUUUGAUUUAAAAAAUGAUUCUAAAUUUGGAGGUGAUCCGUUGUGGUUAUGUGGAAAAGAACCAGCAAAUAUACACUUAAAAUGUACCAUAUGUAAAAAAGACUUAAUAUUUUUAUUUCAAUUAUCAACAUCAUAUGAUGAAUACAUAAGAAUAAUAUAUAUAUUUUGUUGUGUGAAUAGCACUAAAUGUAACAUGGAUAAAAGAAAUUGGGUUUGUAUUAAAGCAAAAAAAAAGUUAUUAGAUAACUCAGAAUAUAAGAAAAUAGAAGAUAAAAAUGGUUUAAAUAUGCAUGAAGUGUGUUCAGAUAAAAAUAUAAAAAUCAACAGGUAUUGCUCUACAUCUUCAAAAAAGAUUGAAGAUAAUGGAAAAACUACUUUUAGUUUCUCUGGUGAAAAUACUGAAAAGGAAGAUGUGUUUCAAGAAAAAAUAAUUUGUAGAAAAGAAAAACUAAUUGAUUGGAAUUCCUUAUUUUCAAAAAGUGUCAAAGAUGAAAAGUCAAAUAUUCCUCUUUUUAAUUAUUCCAUAAAUAAAAGUCUAAACUACGUAAAUCAGAAAAAUGAAAACAAUCAUAAUAUAAACUCUAAUAAUAUCAAUACAUAUGAAACAUACUAUGAUAAAUCGUACGACUUAAUAAAUUCCAAGAUUACAUUUGACAACAAAAAAGAACUAAAUAAAUGCUAUAAAAUGAAUCAUGAAAAUGUAAAUAUUAUACCAAGCAAUGAUUCUAAACUUCCCAGCUAUUAUAUAUAUUUAGUAGAAGAUGAUGAAGAAUAUGAUAAAGACUAUUUAUAUGAAAAAGCAAAGAAAAUGUAUGAGAUGUAUGAACAUAAUAAACACAUUUUAGAACAUGAAGAAUGUAAUAAUGAAGGAAAUGAUGACAUAGAUAAUAAUGAAGAAAGUUUUGAAAACGAUUUUAAUGGAUGCAUAAAAUUUUAUUCAUAUUUAAGUAAAAAUUAUAAUCAAAUUUUAAGAUAUUCAUACAAAGGUAAAUUUUUAUAUAUGCAUAAACAAACAAAGAAUUACUUAAAAGGUAAAAAUAUGUUGUGUGCACAUUGCAAAAGCAAGUUAGUGUUUGAGUUACAAUUUUUUUCUACUUUUAUAUACCAGAUAGAAAAAAAACUUCAAAAUAAAGAGAAUAAUGUUUUAAAAAAUAUUAUAAAUAAUUUUAGUGUAGGAAACGUAAUAAUAUUUUCUUGUGAAAUGGAUUGUGUUAGUAUCGAUGAUAUAUAUUCAUAUGAGCAUAUUGAACUUGAAAUUUUUUAG
Molecule: messenger RNA, 1302 nt
Organism: Plasmodium gallinaceum
Lineage: Eukaryota; Apicomplexa; Aconoidasida; Haemosporida; Plasmodiidae
Product: conserved Plasmodium protein, unknown function
Exons: 1
Coding region: 1-1302 (433 amino acids)
Cellular component (GO): cytoplasm
Source: RefSeq, a predicted model, not a curated record